This is a messenger RNA of Lodderomyces elongisporus, 1860 nucleotides long. RefSeq lists its product as uncharacterized. Gene Ontology annotation, molecular function: actin filament binding. The record is from RefSeq and is a predicted model, not a curated record. Bases 1 to 1860 code for a protein of 619 amino acids. The transcript has a single exon. Gene Ontology annotation, biological process: actin filament depolymerization. Lineage: Eukaryota; Fungi; Ascomycota; Pichiomycetes; Serinales; Debaryomycetaceae. Gene Ontology annotation, cellular component: cortical actin cytoskeleton.
AUGCCCAUCACUCCAGUAUCAAUUGCGCCUCCAAACCCUUCCACUCAACGUGGUCAAGCAUCCCACCUAGCCUACGAUGCCGUGAAUGACCGGUUGGCGUAUGCUAAUGGCAAAUCUGUCAUUGUACGACCUGCGGAUUUCAAAUCAAACUUCCCCAUAGUUGUUUUUAGCAAACACAUUCAUCCAGUUACUGCAGUCAAGUUCUCUCCAUCCGGGUUUUAUAUUGCAUCGGGUGACGCUUCGGGUCAAAUAAAGAUCUGGGAUUCAGCUCCAAAGAAGAGUAAGGAUGAUAAUGAUGUAUUCGAAGCACCGGUGAUAAAGAGCGAGUUUCAUAUCCUUUCGGGCCCGAUUAAAUCAAUUGCUUGGGAUGCCGAUAAUUCAAGAAUCAUAGCUGUUGGUCAAGGAAAAGAAAAGUUUGGUCAUGCAUUUACUUGGGACUCUGGAAACUCCAUUGGUGAUAUCCAGGGCCAUAGUUCCACCAUAAAUGCCGUCGACAUUAAACCCCAGCGUCCAUACCGAGCAGCCACCGUUGGAGAUGAUUUUGCAUUGGUUUUUUUCCAGGGACCUCCAUUCAAGUUUGACAAGAGUUUACGUGGCAACCAUUCAAAUGUGGCUAGGGAUGUCAAAUUUAGUCCCAAUGGAGAUCAUUUGGUUUCGGUAGGAUCAGAUAGGACGAUAUGUUUUUACCAAGGUAAAACAGGCGAAUUUGUUAAGAAAAUUGAACUGGCCCAUGACGGUGGGAUUUUUGCAGUGGCAUGGUUCCCCGACUCAGAACAUUUUGUUACUGCAUCUGUCGAUGGGUCAUUGAAGAAAUGGACCAAGGAAGGAAAAGAGGUUCAAAAGUACGAAGUUGAGAAAAAGCCCAGUGUGCUUAAUCAACAGGUUGGACUAGUUAUAGGAAAAGAAUAUAUUAUCUCGCUUAGUGUUAGCGGUGACUUGAACUAUUUCUCAAAUGAUGGUGUUGAAUUGAUUAAAGUAAUCAAGGGUCAUCAACAUCCAAUCACAAAAAUUGUCGUUGAGGGGUCAGAUUUAUUUAGUGGGAGCUCAGAUGGUGUAUUUUUGAAACAAGGCUUGAGUGAUUGCAACAUUCUUCCCGAGCCUCUUAAGUUUGGAACUGAACAUGAGCAGCACACCAACUAUUUGGUUGACAUUGUUACAGAUGAAGGAGUUCAGUAUACAGUGGGCUGGGAUGACUCUUUGAAAAAAUGGGAAACGGGAGCCGUUCAAAACUCAGUAAAAUUACCAGGGCAGCCUAAACAACUAUUGAAGAUCCCUUCUAGUGGCCUUGUUGUUUUGCUCGAAAAGAAAAUUCUUUUUUUCGAUAACGAUCUCAAGCUAUUGAAUGAACAAGACUUGUCAUUCUCAACUAGUUCAGCAACUAUAUUUGGCGAUAAUCUCUGGCUUACAAAUGUUUCUGCAAACACAAUUGUCGAAUACUCCAUUGCUUCAGACACCAAAAUUACACCCACCAACAAGCUGUUUCCAACAUUGAGAUCACCUCCUACUCUAGUCAAGGCUUCUCCAGAUGGAAAAUAUUUGGCCGUUGCUGAUUCAACUGGUAAGUACACUCUUUUUGACUCCGAGGGCAAGACAGUCACAACAAGAUGGGCAUUCCAUACAAGUAAGGUGUUUGAUGCUCAAUGGACCAAGGAUUCAAAGUAUCUCCUAAGUGCAGGGCUCGAUAGCGGUAUCAUCAUAUACUCAGUGGAGAAACCAUCUAAAGUUAUAAAGUUCCCAUUAGCACACUCCUCUGGAGUUUCUAGCUUGUCAUGGUAUGAAUAUGACCCGGAGAAAAAGACAGGCUCUUUUCUCAGUGGAGGGUUGGAUGCCACAAUAAAAAUGUGGAAUGUAGAACUUUAA